AUGAUCUACUUCUAUACGCUGAUGAUCUACUUCUAUACACUGAUGAUCUACUUCUAUAUGCUGAUGAUCUACUUCUAUAAACUGAUGAUCUACUUCUAUACGCUGAUGAUCUACUUCUAUACACUGAUGAUCUACUUCUAUAUGCUGAUGAUCUACUUCUAUACACUGAUGAUCUACUUCUAUACACUGAUGAUCUACUUCUAUACACUGAAGAUCUACUUCUAUACGCUGAUGAUCUACUUCUAUACACUGAUGAUCUACUUCUAUACGCUGAUGAUCUACUUCUAUAAACUGAUGAUCUACUUCUAUACGCUGAUGAUCUACUUCUAUACACUGAUGAUCUACUUCUAUAUGCUGAUGAUCUACUUCUAUACACUGAUGAUCUACUUCUAUACACUGAUGAUCUACUUCUAUACACUGAAGAUCUACUUCUAUACGCUGAUGAUCUACUUCUAUACACUGAUGAUCUACUUCUAUACGCUGAUGAUCUACUUCUAUACUUCUAUCUGA
Messenger RNA from Pseudoliparis swirei, 510 nucleotides. RefSeq lists its product as uncharacterized. The record is from RefSeq and is a predicted model, not a curated record. The transcript has a single exon. Lineage: Eukaryota; Metazoa; Chordata; Actinopteri; Perciformes; Liparidae. The coding region runs from base 1 to 510 and encodes 169 amino acids.